GAAAACACCGGGGAGCACGGAGAACGGGACGUCGGUUCAACGGGCGCACAGCGAGGACUGGUUCGCGUUGUCUUAAGCGUUGUCAAGUGGUAAACCGGUGUUGCGGACCUAAUUAAAGGGCUUCUCCAGGCGCCGCCGUAUAUGAAGCUCUCCUGAGGUUCCAGUGCUGAAGUGCCGUGACGUCCCCCUCCCUCCCAGCUCCUCUUGGACAUCAUGUCCUCAACCUCGUCUUCGUACUCCUCCUCAGGGGAGACCAGCCCUGAAGAUGUCCCCCGAGGUGGGGGUACCAUCCGUGUCUACCUCCCCAACAAACAGAGGACCGUGGUGAAUGUCCGGCAAGGACAGACGGUGUACGAGAGUCUAGACAAAGCACUCAAAGUGAGAGGCCUAACCCAAAGCUGCUGUGCUGUAUUUCGCUUCCUAGAAGGUCACAAGGUGCUGACAGACUGGGAAACAAAUGUCACUCCUCUGGUCGGAGAGGAGCUUUUAGUCGAGAUCCUGGAUGAUAUUCCUCUCACUAUGCACAACUUUGUACGGAAAACUUUUUUCAAGUUGGCUUACUGUGAUUUCUGCCACAAGUUUCUUUUUAAUGGCUUCAGGUGUCAGACAUGUGGCUAUAAGUUUCACCAGCACUGCAGCAGCAUGGUCCCCACUGUGUGUGUGGAUAUGGAAACAGUAAGCAAACGGUAUGAUUCCAUGUCCUGUGCAGAUGAAUGCCCACAAAUAAUGUUGUCAGAAAAUUCCCCAUCGCAGAGCAACCUAGCCUUAACCCCAGAACCUGCUGGAAUGGACCACCUGUCCCCUCCCUCGACCUUUCACUUCCCCAUAGCAGAUGGAGACGGCCAGUCUCUCCAAAGGCAUCGCUCCACGUCCACUCCCAACGUCCACAUGGUCAGCACCGUGGACGCGGCCGGCAUCAGCAUCAUUGAGGAGACGCUGAAGUACAACACAAUAGGUACUGCCUCGUCUUCUUUUUUCAGAAUUGCAGGUCCUGAGCCCUCACCGAAACCCUCCACUAGUCCACCAUCUUAUCUCAGCUCUCCUGGAAAGAGACCACUUAAGUCUCCCUCCGAACACAAGGACCGCAAACCCUCCUCAUCUGAUGACAAAAAGAAGACCCGAGGCAUCAGAGAUUCCAGUUACUACUGGGAGGUCCACCAUAAAGAAGUAAACUUCCAGAAGAGGAUAGGUACUGGCUCCUUUGGAACGGUCUACAAGGGAAAGUGGCACGGUGAUGUGGCUGUAAAGAUCCUUAAAGUUAAAGAACCAACACCUGAGCAGUUACAGGCCUUCAAAAACGAAAUGCAGGUCUUGCGCAAAACCCGCCAUGUCAACAUCCUGCUGUUCAUGGGCUUCAUGACUGUUCCCGAGUUCGCCAUCAUUACGCAGUGGUGUGAAGGGAACAGCCUGUACCGCCAUCUGCAUGUCACCGAAACCAAGUUUGACACGAUGCGGCGCAUUGACGUGGCCCGCCAGACGGCACAGGGCAUGGAUUAUCUUCAUGCCAAGAAUAUAAUUCAUCGAGAUCUAAAAUCAAACAAUAUUUUUCUCCACGAGGGCUGGACUGUCAAGAUCGGUGACUUUGGUUUGGCCACAGUGAAAUCUCGAUGGACUGGCUCUCAGCAGGUCGAACAACCAAGUGGAUCCAUUCUCUGGAUGGCUCCUGAAGUGAUCCGGAUGCAGGACAGCAACCCAUACACGUUCCAGUCUGACGUGUACGGUUAUGGGGUGGUGCUGUACGAGCUGAUGUCAGGAACUCUGCCUUACUCCAAUAUCAACAACAGAGACCAGAUAAUCUUCAUGGUUGGACGUGGUUACUUGUCCCCAGAUCUCAGUAAACUGUACAGUACCUCGCCCAAGUCCAUGAAAAGACUCAUUAUUGACUGCCUGAAGUUCAAACGGGAAGAGAGGCCACUCUUUCCACAGAUCCUGGUAGCCAUCGAGCAGGUACAAGACCUGUUGCCAAAAAUCGAGCGAAGUCGCUCGGAGCCGUCGCUCCACCGGGCCGUCCACGCCGAGGACCUGAACCCUCUCCUGUUCCACACCACCCGGCUGAUGCCCCUCUAGGUCUCCCCAGCACCGGCCUCACGUCCCCACUGGCAGCAUUCCCGUGACCGUCUGGUCACACCUCCACCCCCAUCUACUCUCCACCUGCACAGUCGUGGAGCUGCAGCACUCGCUGGCACAUCCCAGUAACAAACUGUAGGAGUAACAGUAACUAUUUGUCUGUUAGUGAACGUCCUUGCCUUUUAUACAAAGUACAAACACCGGCCCUUUAGGGAGGAAAGUUGGCAACUGUGUAGAAAUAUCCUUCUAAUAUCUGAGCAGGUGAACUGAGACCAACGGUAGAGUGGGCCCACUAGGACAUGAUCAGUGUUUGCAGGAACAUAUGAAAUCCACGUUUUGCACGUUUUUUUUUCUUAAUACUGCAUAAAUGGAAGAGCCCUGGCACAUGAAACGAGAGGGUUGAAAGCAAUAGAAUAAUAGAAUACCUGUGAUUGCAUUUUAAUAGGAUCCUCCGUAAUUUAGUUGUGUUUAAAAAAUAAUAGUCCCACAGCUCAGAAAUAGAUCUUAAUGAAAACACGGGAGUGACGCUCCAACCCUCACACGUAGUGUCAGAGCCGGGGUACCAGGGACUAUGCAAGGUAACAUGUAGCUUAGUUUCAGAGCAAAUAAGAAGCCUUUUCUUUUUUCCAUAAAUUGGAUCAAAAAGCACCUAAAGUGGAUGGAUUUGUUUGGCCAGCACUCAUCUGUCUCUGAAGUGUUUAAAUUAAUCUGGGGACCAAAUUCCUAAUGCCCUAACUCCAGUGUUUAUAUGGAGCUGCAGCCCGCCCCUCACGGCAAGACUGGACGUAGAGCCACAUCUAAACGGUUAUUUUUUGUUUUAUCACUCUGUCAAGUUGCUUGAAUCUUGGACAGACGUCAUGGGACCAUGUUUUUUCAUCGUGGGACGGUUAGGGCACUAAUGACCAAGCUGAUCUGUACCAGCCACGGUGUUGUAGUAGUUCCAGGUCUUGGUAGAGACGGCGUAGUUAUUGACUGAAUGUGUACGUGUAGUGGUGUCAAACUUUCCACUGGUUUGUCGGUGUAGCCCUAAAGAACAGUUCUUACAGCCUCAGUUUUCAAGGAACAAAAAACCCUCCCAGGACUCGUUAACCCACUUCCCUUCUCAACCCAGGCUCUGAGACAGGAAGUGAGGUUUUUAUCAUGCGUUUUCAUCAAAGGACUGUAAUUUAUAUCCCGCCACGGAACUUGGGAAGCUUUGCAACAUGAUGUGUUAAUUCACAUUUUUAGUUGUGUUUCUGCUCUGUUUUGUUCCCUGCACUUCGUAGAUCAGAUUGAAGCUUCAGCAGCAAUCCAGUAUACACUCCUUAGUAUUUUACUAGCGUGUACGCACACAUGAACGCCACUGUUUGGGGAUGGUUAGUAUAGUAUAUGACUACGCUUCAAAUGAAGCAGAAUGACAGCUGUGAGUGUGUGUGUUUCCCCGCUCCUGAACCCUGGUGUUGAACGUGACGCUGAUGUUUCCUGGCCAGGCCGGUGUGUUGGAACUUUGGAGGACUUCAUGUUCACGUUGCACCCCUCGCUACCGAGUCCUGACUGACAGCGAGCCACGAUCGUCACUAACACGUAAUCUCGUUGAUUUGCACAGACGUGUGUAGUUCAGGACUGCAUUUGCACAGACGCGGUUCAGCACUCAGGUGUAUGUCGCUUCACAAACCGCCUGCUUUCAAUAAAAGUGGAUGUAAAGUGACUGGCUUAAAAAUACUAGAUAGAUAGCUGCCUUUUAAACAACUUCCAGUUGAACGCAACCUGUCCUGUUGCUAUUUGUCUUGUGUUAGAGGUGGAUUUGACAUCAGCAGUUUAAACAUGGAGGGGCAUCAAUAUUCGGGUAUCAUCACUGUGCUCCUCUGAUUCCUGGAUGACGAGCUGUGCCUUUAUUGAUACGGGUCUAGUUGAUAAAGCAGUGCCCCUGUACGGAUCAGGACGUGUAACGUCAUCACAGCUGGUAGUUUGGAGUCAGGACAGGCUAAACUCUUCAUCAGUCCUGGAAGGCUUUACGUGCAUUUGCACGAUGCUGCUGUUGUCCACAUUACUGGUUCCUAUAGUAGCUGCAUCAUUCUAACAGUAGUGUGAAAAAACAUCUGGUUUGAAUUUAAAGUGCAGUCUCCAACUAGAUGGUGGUUAUCUUGCUUUCUUAGUUCUCCUGUCAAUGCAGUGGGGCAGGUUCGUACAGCAGAUGUCCACUAAACUCUGGGGCUUGGGUCGUCUGGUCUGAUCGCUGCUGUUAAAUGUCCCUGGCCUGAACUGGUGAACUGGGUUUCCCCGUCAGGUGCUCGGUACCAGACGGACGGAUCAGCCUGCAACGUCUCGCCCUCACAAUCUAUGCAUCUUGUGUUUGAAGACGUCUUUAAAGUUAGUUUUCUUGCUGGGAGGAGUUCCGGUAAUAAGUGACGGCCCUCGCUGUAGCGUGUUCUCAGCGAGUGAGCCGGGUCUCAAGCCCGUUCCUGCUCCGGCCACUGGACCUGGGAUCCUCUGGAAGUCCAGGGGUUUUCUAGUGAAUGUGAAUAGCCGUGUUUCUGUCCAACAGGUGAAGGAGGAGCAACACGUCUCUUGAAAUGGUCCUGCAGGUCCUUCCCCCCCUCCUUCCCCUCACAUUUCCACGAUUGUUGCUUUUCUUGAUUUCAGACAGACUUAAUGAAUUGCUGAGGCGCAGGUUGUUGCUGUUGCUGAUAACUCUGGAGGUAUUUGCUUUAUGGUAGUCUUGGUGUUGGGUCGACACUCGAAUGGAGAACCGUGGGUUUGUUCUGCUGCUCUGACGGCUCUGUGACGCUCACCACCACCCUGGCGAGCACUGGGGACCUUAAUCUGCUAGUAACUCUGGGCUGGGAACCCUAACUCCUCUCACGUUUCACCAGCAGGCUCUCAGUGGACCAGAGAAGUCUCUGUACGUCUUUCUCUUAUUUAUUGAUGUUUCUACCGCAGAUCUUUGAGGUGGAUUCAACGUUGACCAAGAUUGUUUUGGUCACUGAAGCUUUCAAGUCAUUGCCAGGGACUUCUCUCUCUGUCUCUCCGUCUCCGUCUCUCCAUCGAGAAGGUUAUGGUACUGUCUGCUCCUCCUUUACCUCCGACACUGCUGGGGCAUUUCUAAUGGCGUUGCUUUAAAACAGUCAGAGCACAAACUAGUUAUUGUACUUUUGAGCAAAGGUCUGCUCAUGGGGUUUCACUACAAGGCACUUGUUGAUAACAGAGAAACUGUAAAGAAACAUGUAUUUAUGUGGUGAGUUUAAACUGGAGCCUCUUCAGUGAUUCAGGGUUUAGAGCCAGAGGCUGACGAGUGAAAGCUGCUUUUUAACUAUUCAGCAAGUGCGUGCGUGCGUGCGUGCGUGCGUGCGUGCGUGCGUGCGUGCGUGCGUGCGUGCGUGCGUGCGUGCGUGCGUGCGUGCGUGCGUGCGUGCGUGCGUGCGUGAGCUUUCCAUCAUCAGAGCAGGUUUUCUUUUGAAUCAGUAGUAGUGCAUCGCCACUUGGAGGGACUCGCGUUAGAAGUUUUUUCUUUUCCUGCUUGCGAGGCGUCUCAGACAGUUUUGGUCCAGUUUUGCGGUAGCCUGGUGUCUCCUGGGGGAGGGGAAGGGGGGCCCUGUACCUGUACAGCUCCACCACAGUGACGUGCUACACCUGGAGGUUUCCGAGGGAACAACCAAACCCUACACAGAGGACCAGAGCCGUUUCAGAUUAGUCUUUAUUUUGUCUUUUCAUAUCUGUAGGUGAAUCGCAAUACUUUUGUUGAUAGGUUCUGCGGUGUCAGGGGUGUUCAGUUUGCAAUAAAUGGUAUAUUCUGAUGUGUACAGUUACAUUUUUGUAAUUACAGAAAUUGUAUUUGGGUUUUGUACAUUUUUGUGAUGGUUUCAAAAAGAACAAAAUUUUAAAGUUUAAAGGAGAUCUGAGUAUUUUUAGCUUUUUGUCUUAAGAUAUUGAUGCAGGAUUUAUUCUUGAAAUAAAUAAAUUCAUCUGUGUUACCCUUCCUUUUAAA
This is a messenger RNA of Cololabis saira (Pacific saury), 6031 nucleotides long. It is a transcript of the gene araf, whose product is annotated as A-Raf proto-oncogene, serine/threonine kinase. The record is from RefSeq and is a predicted model, not a curated record. The coding region runs from base 214 to 2067 and encodes 617 amino acids. Lineage: Eukaryota; Metazoa; Chordata; Actinopteri; Beloniformes; Belonidae. The transcript has 16 exons. Gene Ontology annotation, molecular function: ATP binding; protein kinase activity. Gene Ontology annotation, cellular component: cytosol; mitochondrion. Gene Ontology annotation, biological process: signal transduction; protein phosphorylation.